ACCUCAGCUCUAAACUCCUUCCCUUCAAUUACUCGCCUCAACCAGCUAUACUACUUUCUUUCCCUCCUCUCCUUUUCUCUCGUUCAAUUCAAAUCUUCCAAGUCCCUUAAUUAUUGUUCUUCUCAUUCUCUGAAGCUAAUGGCGAUAUUUCAUGUGUCAUUUUCCAUUUUUACUGCAAUCACAUUCCUUCUAUUAAGUCUUCAGAGCUCAAAUGGAAGGAAACAUUUCUACAAGCAAAAGAAAAGUCAUAAAGAGAGUGGAAACUACAUCUCUCAGCCCCCUCAGCUCUCCCCUGCUGAUCCUCCAACAGCUAGUGAUAACUUCUAUAAUUCGAGUUCGGAGCCUUGUGUUUUUGAUGUGAGGUCUUUCGGGGCUGCUGGCGAUGGAUCCACCGAUGACACCCAAGCCUUUCGAGCGGCUUGGAAGGCUGCGUGUGCCGCUGAAUCCAGCAUACUUCUUGUGCCAUCAGAUGGCGACUUCAUGAUCACUUCGACAAUCUUUUCAGGGCCAUGCAAGCCCGGGUUUGUGUUUCAGGUGGAUGGAGUGCUGAUGCCCCCUGAUGGUCCUGACUGCUGGCCAGCAUCUGAUAGCAAGCGCCAGUGGCUUGUGUUCUAUAAACUCGAUGGGAUGACUCUGAGGGGAGAAGGAACCAUCGAAGGCAAUGGCGAAGAUUGGUGGAAUCUCCCAUGUAAACCUCACAGAGGGCCACUUGGUACUACAUUGCCUGGACCUUGCGAUAGCCCAGCGUUGAUUAGGUUCUUCAUGAGCAGUAAUCUCACUGUUAAGGACCUACGGAUCGAGAACAGCCCUCAAUUCCAUAUCAAAUUUGAUGGAGAGUUGGUGGAUGACCCCUUUUGUUGGAAUGCCUAUGGGAGCAUGGAGACACUAACAAUUCCACCUAUCUCUUGCUUGCAGGAAGGGGAGCCUCAGUCCGUCAAAGAGAACCUUGGAUUAGUUUGCUGAACUUAUUAGUGCUUCAGCUACAGCAAUUUAGAGACACAAUAACAUGGACAGAGCUCAAGACCCAUAUGGUCAACCCUUUAUUUUUUUCAUAUGUGUGACUAUUGUGGGGAUUUAGUCAUGCUUGGGAGCCCUCAUGGAGUUUGUUUUCAUGUAUUGAUUGGAAUAUAUUAUGUAUGGGCU
Messenger RNA from Phoenix dactylifera (date palm), 1143 nucleotides. Lineage: Eukaryota; Viridiplantae; Streptophyta; Magnoliopsida; Arecales; Arecaceae. The record is from RefSeq and is a predicted model, not a curated record.